AGUACUAAAAACCCCGCCAAAUUCACACAAACAUAAAAUUGGUUUUUUUUUUUUUUUUUCUGUAACCCUAGAUUACCAUUUCCCCAAAUUACUCUCGCACAAUGGCUUGGUAUGACGGGCUCGAAGAAACUCGUGUUCUUGUUGCUUCAUCAGAUUCUUCUGCUACUGGAGAUGACACUGGACGCUUGCUGCAACUUCGCCAUCCGAAAACCGGAGACAGUACAUCCUAUCUUCUGAUCAAUGGCGACCUUCAAGAACUUAACUGGUUUAAACAAUCGUACGGGUCUUGGUUCAUGGGAGAUUAUAUCUGCGAAGAUGGUGGUUUGUACACCGCUACACCAGUUGACCCAGUGUUCAUUCUAUUGCCGAUGUUUGAUCAAGCACGAAUGAAGAAUGGAAACGAUCCAGGAAAGUUUAGGCAACUUGAUGAGAUCAUUUACAUUCACGACUAUCCUGGAUACCGUUGUUUAUCAACAAUUGCCGAAAGUUCUAUGCAAAUAGUUUGUGAUUUUAAAGAGAUUGGAUCUACAAAGUUUUUUAGACUUAACGAUUCAAAGGUUUUAGCGUGGAUGCUGUGUAAGGUACAACAACUAAAGCAGACCCUUGUCAAACUCGAUAAAAACUACGCUGCUCGAAGCGAGAAGGAAAUCUUGGCUGAUGUGGUGAUGAUUUUGGGUGAAUAUCUGGCAGAUGACCCAUGGUAUAAGGUCCUAUGCGACAAUCUUAGGUUAAAUAUGGUUGAGGCCGUUGAUGUAUCAGACAUGAAAAUCGACUCGGUAGACACAAGUACUCCAUCUUCAUUUAAUCCCACCGUACAGGAACAGACAACGAAUGACAAGAGAGUUACGCGAAGUGCGAAGCCAAAUAAGAAGGCGAAAGUGGAGACGAAUUCACAUAGCAUUAAAGAUAUGUUUAGCAGGGCUUCAAGGAGGGGAAAAUGAGUGACCGGCAUCUUUAGAUCCAAACUAACUUGGUUUCUCACCAGGUUUCUAUUAUUUACGUCAUUUUUAACCCAGAGUUAUAGUAACACAGUUCGAAAGUUAGCAUGCGCGCUUGUAUUGUUUAUUGGGGUUUGUCAUAGUUAAUGGAAACAGUUUGAUGAUACUUGGCGCUUCAAGAAACUCAUCUAACGAAAUUGAAGAACAUUGUAUCGGGUGUAAUGAUUUGCGGGUUGUUUAGAGUUCGUAUCGUAUUAAAAGUUGAUAAUUAA
Helianthus annuus (common sunflower) is the source of this 1210-nucleotide messenger RNA. RefSeq names its product ribonuclease H2 subunit B. The record is from RefSeq and is a predicted model, not a curated record. NCBI's taxonomy places the organism in Eukaryota, Viridiplantae, Streptophyta, Magnoliopsida, Asterales, Asteraceae. Gene Ontology annotation, biological process: ribonucleotide metabolic process; RNA catabolic process. Bases 102 to 941 code for a protein of 279 amino acids. Gene Ontology annotation, cellular component: nucleoplasm; ribonuclease H2 complex. The transcript is spliced from 9 exons.